AUGGAUUUGCGGGGUCUGCCUUUCCUUCUGCUCUUUGCUACUCUAGUGGCUUCUGGCUUGUCAACUUCAGAAAAUUUUGAUGUGGAUGCUGGAAUUGACAAGGACAUAUUUGAUAUCAAUGAAGAAUUGGGACUGGAUCUUUUUGAGGGAGACAUCAAACUUGAUGAGAAACAAGAUAGAAAUUCCAUCAUUGGAGAUAAAUAUAGAUGGCCGCAUACCAUUCCCUAUGUUCUAGAAGAUAGCUUGGAAAUGAAUGCUAAGGGACUUAUCCUCCAAGCAUUUGAACGUUAUCGCCUAAAAACCUGCAUUGAUUUCAAGCCUUGGACUGGAGAAGCUAAUUACAUAUCAGUGUUCAAGGGCAGUGGGUGCUGGUCUAAAGUGGGAAACAGGAAAUCUGGGAGGCAAGAACUCUCCAUCGGCACUAACUGCGACAGAAUAGGAACGAUCCAACAUGAGUUCCUCCACGCGCUGGGAUUCUGGCACGAGCAAUCACGUUCUGAUCGGGACGAUUACGUUGAGAUAGUUUGGGACAGAAUUCAAGAAGGCAAAGAGAGCAACUUUAACACCUAUGAUGACAAAACUUCAGACUUCCUGAAUGUUCCCUAUGAUUAUACUUCGGUAAUGCACUACAGUAAAACUGCAUUCCAAAAUGGAUCAGAACCAACAAUUGUAACAAGAAUCUCAGACUUCAUGGAUGUGAUUGGACAGCGAAUGGAUUUUAGCGACUCUGAUCUCUUGAAGUUGAAUCGACUGUAUAACUGCUCCUCUUCCUUGAGCUUUAUGGAUUCAUGCGAUUUUGAACUGGAGAACGUGUGUGGUAUGAUUCAAAGUUCAGAUGAUAAUGCUGACUGGAAGCGUGUUUCACAGGUUGCCUCCGGGCCAGAGAGCGAUUAUUCCAACAUGGGCAAGUGCAAAGGUUCUGGUUUCUUCAUGCAUUUCAACAGCAGCUCCGUGGCUGUGGGGGGAAAAGCAAUGCUGGAAAGUAGAACACUGUACCCUAAAAGAGGAUUUCAGUGCUUGCAAUUUUAUUUGUAUAAUAGUGGAAGUACAAGCAACCAACUGAAUAUCUACAUCAGGGAGUAUACUGCAGCCCAUGUGAACGGUAGUCUAAGUCUUGUCAAAGAAAUCAAAGAUAUUCCCAUGACGACCUGGCAACUUUACCACGUAUCUUUGAAUGUGGCCAAUAAAUUCAGAGUGGUGUUCGAAGGGGUCAGUGGUGCUAGUCCAUCAGAGGGUGGCCUGUCUAUUGAUGACAUCAACCUUUCAGAGACUCAGUGCCCUCAUCAUAUCUGGCAAAUAAGGAAUUUCACACACUACCUUGACAACAAAACUGAAACUCUAUAUAGUCCUCCAUUUUAUUCUUCUAACGGUUAUGCCUAUCAGAUUAGCUUGGAUCUAAGCCAUGCCACUAAUGCAGGAAUAUAUUUCCACUUGAUCUCUGGCCACAAUGAUGAUCAAUUACAGUGGCCAUGUCCUUGGCUACAAACCACGAUGACACUCUUGGAUCAAAAUCCUGACAUUCGCCGCCGUAUGUCCAACCUGCGGAGUGUAACUACAGACCCCCUGAAGAUGGACGGUAAUAACUAUUAUUGGGACAGACCUUCCAAAGUGGGAGUAGAUGCUGUUUUCCCAAAUGGAACACAUUUUAAGAGGAGUCGGGGCUUUGGAACCUCUGCCUUUAUAACCUUUGAGAGACUGAAAAGCAGAGAUUAUAUCAAAGGAAAUGAUGUUUAUUUCCUACUGACAGCCGAAGACAUAUCCUUCCUCAAUUCUACAAGCCCCCAGCCAAACCCAAAACCAACCCCUGAUAAUAUCCUCUGUGAAAACUUUGGGUGUCAGAAUGAUGGUGUCUGUACUAUCCAGGAUAACAAAGCUGUAUGCAGGUGCCCGGCGGGGAAUGACUGGUGGUACAUGGGAGAAAGGUGUGAAAAGAGGGGUUCAACUCAUGACAACAUUGUCAUUACCGUUUCCUCCACUGUCACUGUGUUUGCCGUCAUGCUGAUUAUCACCAUUGUCAGCGUCUAUUGCACCAAGAGGAAAUACCACAAAAAGGAGGAGUCUUUUUGAAGUGAUGUUAACUCAACAAUAAGUCCAGCAAUGAAACUUGAAAAGCUUUUUUCAUCAUGGAUUUUUACCUGAAAUGAAUGACAG
Molecule: messenger RNA, 2151 nt
Organism: Sorex fumeus (smoky shrew)
Lineage: Eukaryota; Metazoa; Chordata; Mammalia; Eulipotyphla; Soricidae
Gene: MEP1B
Product: meprin A subunit beta
Exons: 15
Coding region: 1-2067 (688 amino acids)
Biological process (GO): proteolysis
Cellular component (GO): membrane
Molecular function (GO): metalloendopeptidase activity; protein binding; zinc ion binding
Source: RefSeq, a predicted model, not a curated record